Molecule: messenger RNA, 1729 nt
Organism: Pygocentrus nattereri (red-bellied piranha)
Lineage: Eukaryota; Metazoa; Chordata; Actinopteri; Characiformes; Serrasalmidae
Product: excitatory amino acid transporter 1-like
Exons: 5
Biological process (GO): L-glutamate import across plasma membrane; D-aspartate import across plasma membrane; L-aspartate import across plasma membrane
Cellular component (GO): plasma membrane
Molecular function (GO): neutral L-amino acid transmembrane transporter activity; glutamate:sodium symporter activity; L-glutamate transmembrane transporter activity
Source: RefSeq, a predicted model, not a curated record
UGGUGUAGCGGAGGAGACUGGCUGUGGCCUCAUUUUGAGACCUCCCCUCAGUUUAGGACUCAGUACGGUAAGCGCGUGGUGACGGUGAAGGUGGACGUGAACGGCACCGGUAACGAGUCUGAGCUCAGUUACGAGGAGGCCAUCCCGGUGUUGGGCACGGUGAACGGUAUCAACGCUCUGGGCCUGGUGGUCUUCUCCAUGAGCUUCGGCCUCAUCAUCGGCAGCAUGAAGGAGCAGGGCCAGCCGCUGCGGGACUUCUUCGACUGUCUCAACGAGGCCAUCAUGAGGCUGGUGGCCAUCAUUAUGUGGUACGCUCCUGUGGGGAUCCUGUUCCUGAUUGCAGGGAAGAUAGUGGAGAUGGAGGAUCUCUCUGUGAUGGGGGGGCAGCUGGGCAUGUACACUGUAACGGUCAUCGUCGGCCUGCUAAUACACGGCGUGGUCGUUCUGCCCGCUCUCUACUUCCUGGUUACCCGCAAAAAUCCCUUUGUGUUCAUCGGAGGACUGCUGCAGGCUCUCGUCACUGCUCUGGGCACCUCCUCCAGCUCGGCCACUCUGCCCAUCACCUUCAAGUGUCUGGAGGAGAAUAACGGUGUAGAUAAACGUGUGACGCGGUUUGUCCUACCAGUGGGAGCCACCAUAAACAUGGAUGGGACGGCACUGUACGAGGCGCUGGCCGCCAUAUUCAUCGCUCAAGUAAAUGAAAUGGACCUCAACUUCGGACAGAUACUGACCAUCAGUAUCACAGCUACAGCCGCCAGUAUCGGAGCAGCUGGAAUCCCUCAGGCUGGACUGGUUACCAUGGUGAUAGUGCUGACCUCAGUAGGACUGCCCACUGAUGACAUCACACUAAUCAUUGCAGUUGAUUGGUUGCUGGACCGUCUGCGCACCACCACUAAUGUUCUAGGUGACUCUAUCGGAGCGGGAAUCGUGGAGCACCUGUCCCGUCACGAGCUGGCGACGGUGGACACUGAGCUGGGGAACUGUGUUCUGGCAGAGAACCAGGAGAAGAAAACUCCAUACAAGCUCAUCUCUCAGAACAACGACGACCGACUCCCCGACAGCGAGACCAAGAUGUAGCUCCACCUCCAGAGCUUCAGAUCCAACUAUAUCCGCUAUACGGACUCUCACCAACCGGACGUCUGGCUCAGAUGGCUCUACGCUAUGUUCCACACAUGUUCGACCUUUAGCUUUAGCACUGGAGCUACGAUGCUAAUGACGCUAACAUGAAAUGGAAGUUUAUACCCCACCAAUUAGCAUAUGUCCAUGUUUAUGAACCAUAUAGUGCUAGAAUUUUCCAUUCCACCUUAAACGGUGCAGCAACAUUUAAGCUGCACCAUUUAAGGUGGAAUGAAAAAUUCCAAGCCAACUUCACGAACAUGUUUGGGGAAAGUGUGUAAUGUUUUAGCCGUACAGUUAGCAUCAUGCUAAUCGUUGGCUAUAAGCUUCCAUCACGUUAGCUACAAUAGCAUUGUAGCUUUAGCGCUAAAGCUACUCAAGCUGGGGGAGGGAGUUGUUUUGGUUGAACUAUCGCUUUAAAACAAAACAGGAAAUGGAUUGUUUCUUAGGGAGUGCACACUCAAAGGAUCAUGGGAUUCAUUAGAAUGAGGAACAAUGCUGGUACUCUAUCUGUCUGUCUGUCCAUCUGUCUGUCCAUCUGUCUGUCCAUCUGUCUGUCUGUCCACCUGUCUGUCCAUCUGUCUGUCUCCGUUCCAUCUGUUUGUCCGUCUGU